Messenger RNA from Pan troglodytes (chimpanzee), 730 nucleotides. It is a transcript of the gene SYSRN, whose product is annotated as coiled-coil domain containing 201. The transcript is spliced from 3 exons. Bases 1 to 555 code for a protein of 184 amino acids. NCBI's taxonomy places the organism in Eukaryota, Metazoa, Chordata, Mammalia, Primates, Hominidae. The record is from RefSeq and is a predicted model, not a curated record.
AUGGAGCCUGGGGUGCAGGAUCUAGGAUUGAGCUCCUCUGAGGAUGAGAGCCCCUCUCUAGCAAUCAGGAGCCCCACCUUGAGAAAGCCCCUGAAACACAGCACCCCUGAGGAGGCAGCCCUGGGUUGGAGCCCAAGGCCAUCGGGAGGUGCCUCCUAUCUCAGUGGGUCCCCAAUGCCUGCACACUUCUCUCAGGACCUUGCAUCCCACCCAGCAGGGGUCAGCCCUCCAGCCACUGUUAGGAAAAGGAGGCUUUCUACUCUCUGGGCCUCCAAGGAGUCCAGCUUGGAUCUCUCAGCUCCUGGGGAGGAGCCGCCCACAUCAGCCUCCUUAACCCAGCGGCAGCGGCAGCAGCAGCAGCAGCAAGAGUCCCUCCGGGCAAAGAGCUGGCCACAAAACCCUGGAUUGCCUGGGAUCCUGAACACAACAGGGAGGAAGAGACGAGACCCGAAGAAGCGGGCAGCUGCGAUGGAGCGAGUGCGACAGUGGGAGAUCUACGUGCUUCAGAACAUUGAGGAAGCCACCCAGCAUGAGCUCACCAUCGAAGAUGACUGAGUGCUUGGUGCCAGGACAGGAAGGCAGGGUGCUCUAGAGCUGCCUGCCUUGGGCUGGCUUCAUCGUCCACAUGGUGCCCUCCUUGGGCUGGCCCCCAGUGCUGUUGCCCUUCUCCAUGGGGUGGGAAGAACGGGUUUGAGAAGAUCCUGUUGCUUAGACUGUAAAUGUGUUUCUG